GCUUCUUGAAGAACAAUUAUCGCACUGCAACAACAGCCACCAUGCCGCCCAAGAGAGGAGGCCGCGGCGGCAAGCGCGGGCCCGAUCUGUCUUGGGAGGAUGCCGACGAGAAUGCCCCUAAAGAUGCUGAGCUCUCCAAGAAAAUGCCAGGUCCCAGAUUCCCUCCCAUGAAGUUAAAAGUUCCUCGUCCUAUCGAUGCCUCGGAGCGUGCCAGCGUCAACGCCUACCUACAAUUCCGAGACCUCGCACGCAAAGGCCCCUAUUUUGCCAUUCUAGAACCCAGCCAUUUGACGGAUGCGAAAACCGGCAAAGUGCACAGCCGCCUGGGAUUUGAUCCUUUCAACGACCAGGAAAAAUACACGGCAAAGUUUCACAGGAGAAAACGAACGGCUCCGGAUCUGAGUACACGAGAAUACGAACUCCGAACAUUUCCAAAGGAACUAUGGCCGGGCCUUGAUCCCAAGCAGAAGAACCCCAUAUGGACGACGGUCGAUGCUGCUGCGAUCAUGGCAAGGUCGCAUAGACCCCUAAAACGUAAGCGCGAGGCACUACCAGCGGCCGAUGACGAUGAAGAAGAGAAGGAAGGGGAUGGCAAUGAGACGGAUGAGUCGGACCCACUUCUGACUGGCUCUCGAAGAGCCAGGAAUGCCACCAAAGCUGCCAAACAACGACGCGACGACUCAACAACUAAGAAGUCCAAGGAAAAGAAAGGCUUGGACGCCGAGGAUGACUACGGCGAUGAUGAUGCUCGAGACAACGACGAUGAUGACGACGACGACGACGGUGAAGAAGGUGCCGAGGCUGAAGAGCAGGACUCGGAGUUCGAUGAAUCCGAUGAUGCCGAUGGAGAUGAUUACAAUGCCGAACAGUAUUUUGAUACCGGUGAGGGUGAUGAGGACGAUUUUGGUGGCGAUGACGAUGGUGGGACAUACUAAUUGAUGGUCAUCUACCUACCCUCAGCGACGAUGGCUUGAACAACACAAUACCCCGAAUUCCUUUGUUUGUAAUGUACACAUUAUUGACACUGCUCAGCGAUGCCUACGCCGCGCUGACAUAGCCCCAAGUACCUACCUACUUUUCUU
This is a messenger RNA of Exophiala mesophila, 1082 nucleotides long. RefSeq lists its product as uncharacterized. The coding region runs from base 42 to 935 and encodes 297 amino acids. The transcript is spliced from 2 exons. NCBI's taxonomy places the organism in Eukaryota, Fungi, Ascomycota, Eurotiomycetes, Chaetothyriales, Herpotrichiellaceae. The record is from RefSeq and is a predicted model, not a curated record. Gene Ontology annotation, biological process: transcription by RNA polymerase III.